GGGCGGGGGAGCUCGCCCGCCAUGUUGUGUGUGGACAAGGCCCCCCAGAGGCGAGCUAGCCGCCAUGUUAAGUGUGGGCACAGAGCUCCGCGGAGGGAGAGGCCCAGCCGCCAUGUUAUCUGUGGGCAAGGCCCCCAAGGAGGGAAGGCCAAGCGGGGGCCUAGGUCUCUCCCCUUCCCUUACAGCAGGACCUGGCUCCUAGCGAGGAAUGGGUGGGUCGCACGAUAACAAAUCCCCUGUCUAGCUGCAGGUCCCUAUGACUUCGGAUCGCGGGGCGGCUCGCUGUGUAAGCACAGCCCUCACCAGUCCCAAGCCUGGCGAAUGGGACGCUCUGCCUCUCUUGUGGCUCAUCUCUGUGGCGGGUAGGUCAGGUCAUGUGACCCCGCAGCCGAGGGGGCGGGGCACCCGGAAGUCCCUAUUAUGACAGCGGAAAGUGCUUCCUCCUCCACACAGCCUGGGUGCCAGCGAGGUGGUGGUGUCUCUGAGAACAUUAUGAGGACAUUGAGAGCUCCGUGCUCUCAGUUCCAGUGACCUGUUCCGCCCCAAUCUGGAGCAGUAAUUACAGGUCAUGUGCUGUGUGCCAGCUAACCCACAUCUGCUGGAUGACUUCCUGAAUUUCUGAGCAGUUUCCAAGCAGCUGCCAUUUAAAGGACCCAAUUUGCCAGACAACCGGUUGAAAUUUCUCCUUCUAAACUGCCCUUCACAGCAAUCUUCAGUCUUGGAGCAGUGGCAUAGUUAAGGGCCCAUGUCUCACAACUGAUUGGGGAUAGAACCAGGUCUUCACUUUCCGCUGGGAUGCCCAGCACCCAGUUCUAGCCCUGGAAGGACCUGAGAUAUCAGACCUUCCACUUCCCUCAUUGUUAUGUCAGAAAACUAUUUUAAUGUUUAGAGGUCUUUACAAUGUAUUAUUUACAACUGUCCUCACCCACUGCAGCCCUGUGUGUUUGGGCGCAUAUAAUCUACGGCAGCCUACCUUUGUAGGUGAAAGGCCCUGAACAUUGUAUCAGUUUAGAAACCUAAAAUCUUGCAAACACUUUUACAGUGUUUGACAUAUAUAAAAUAUAUGUGGGGAUACGGUAGGCAUUAAGAAACCCUGCCUUCCCUGACUCACUUGUGCCUUCACUGCUUGUGAGUUAUGCAGCUACCCCAACAUCAGCCAAUAAAACCUUUGUAAUGGACCAGUAACAUUGUGUAUUGUGUGUGUAAAUUUCUACGUAGAGUAUCAUUUUAUAAAGCACUAGGAGCCAUUCAAACAGCCAGAUCUGGAUUGGCUGAAUAUUCCUAAUUCUCUCGUUCUGCCUCUGGUGCUAGCUGCUCUUAGAUUAGUUCUGACUGCUGGACUGUUCCAUUUUAAGGUUAUUCUGAGGGAAUGAAAGCUGCCAUAUUUUUCAUGAACUUAAUGUCAUUAUUUUGUUGUUUAUAUUAUAAAUCUUAAUAAUGUCUGGUGCUGUGAUGCUCCCUCUGAUGGGACUGUAUCUGCCAUGUGCAUGUAUAGCAGAUAGUAAUACAUCAGUAAUACAUAGUCCCAGUCACAGCUCAUCUGAGAAAGAACCAUUCAGUUACUCUUUGCAACCCUGUAUCCCAAAGCUCUUUGAGGUUUUUGGUACAUUAUCUCCAAACGGUAGUAACCCUCAGUGCAUGUUAGUUCAUGCAGGCCUCAUUUCUGAAGAUAGGAAUGGUCUUGGUGUACUACAGCACUCUCACCUUAUUGCUAUUGUUGCUACAUGACUUGCGGUAUUGUUUGCAUAGUUGCUGGUUAAUUCAGGAUUGGCCAAAUGUGUCCCACAGAGUCCAUAAUUCGGUGUAACAAGGCCACCCUAGUGUUUAAUAUGGCAAGACUGUCUGCAAAAACUACAGGUCGCAGCAUCAAUACUCAAGCUUGAGCUGAGAGGCUUGUCCUCCAGGCACUGCAGUUUGGAAUUUAUCGUCUCUGCAGCCCAUGCCACUGCAUAUGACUAACUCGGUGGCAAUCAACUCUGAUUUUAUGGGCAAAGUUUAGGUGCACUUGCGUUAACAUAGGUCAGAAUGAAAGUGAUUAUAUCUUGAAAAGUCUGCCAACUGAAAAUGGGCUUUAAACUACUAGAUGUUUUAAGCAAAAGUAUUGGGUGAUUAAAAUUGGAGAAGUAUCCUACUUGGAUUCUGUAUUUCUGUCUAAAAAGCAAGUGCCUGAAAGGUAUUACAUUAGCACAAGGCAAAGGUGGGGUUUAAAAGCAUAAAAUAAUCUACUGUAAUGGCAGGUACUGCCUGGAUGCAAAAUAAGCAUCCAAUUGGGCACUCUAAUCCUUCUGCCAACAUGGAGUCUCACUGAUUUAUGGGGAUCAUCUGGCAGAGUCAGCCUAAACAAAGACAAAUGCAGAGAUGGUGAUUUUCUCUUCUUUUUACUUAGAGUGAAAUUCCUUAACACAGGCUCCCUGUCAACACCUGUUACAUACACUCCCUGACUCUUCUGCCUUUGUUUACACUGAUCGCUUUCUGCCACUGAGACAGAUCUGGAGUGAAAAGCUAAAGAUGCUGCUGUUCUUCCGUAAAAGGAAACCCAGUGAUGAGGCCCGGAAGCGCCUUGAAUACCAAAUGUGCCUGGCAAAAGAAGCUGGUGCUGAUGACAUUCUUGAUAUAUCUAAAUGUGAACUGUCCGAGAUUCCUUAUGGCGCUUUUGCAACCUGUAAAGUUUUGCAAAAAAAGGUGCUGAUUGUUCAUACAAAUCAUCUAACAUCUCUGGUUCCAAAGUCCUGCAGUCUCCUGAAUCUCAUAACUGUGAAGGUUUUAGAUCUCCAUGACAACCAGCUGACAUCGCUUCCUGAUGAUAUUGGCCAGCUGACAUAUCUCCAGGUCCUAAACAUUGAAAGGAAUCUCUUAAAAUCUCUUCCACGGUCUAUAGGGGACCUCGCCCAGCUCCAGACCCUCAAUGUGAAAGGUAAUAAGCUGAAGAAACUGCCUUCUACCCUGGGUGACCUGCGCAGCUUGCGCACCCUUGAUGUCAGUGAGAACCUGCUGCAGGAAUUGCCCCAGGCGCUGGCUCACAUCCGCACGCUGGAGACUCUGACACUGGAUGCUUCGUCCAUGACCUACCCGCCAUAUGAUGUUUGCAGUGCUGGCACAGAGUCUGUCCAGCAGUUCCUGUGCAAAGAGUCGGGAAUCAAAUACUGCCCUCCCUCCCAGUAUCUUCUUCCGGUGCUGGAAAGUGAUGGAGGAGAAACAUCAGUGGAUGGUGUCGACAGACGUGUGCAUAAAUACAUGGAGGAAGAGAGCGAGUGGCAGAACAAAUUCUUGGAUUAUGAGAAGAGGAAGGAAGAGAAGAUGCUGGAGAAGCUGGAGUUCGAGCGUCGCCUGGACGUGGGGCAGAGGGAGCAUGCUCAGCUUCUUCAGCAGAGCAGCAGUCAGAAGGAGGAGAUUCUGCAGACUGUGAGGAAGGAGCAGGUGAGGCUGGAGAAAGGUCUGACAAAGCAUCAGCGCAACCUGGAGGGAGAGCACCUGAAGCUGCUGGAGCAACUGAAGCAAACGGAGCAGGGCAUUGCCAGCCGAAUUCAGAAGCUUCUGGAGGAGAAUCGGAGGCAGAAACAAAGUUCAGAAAUUUUGAAAUCCCUGGAGAACGAAAGAAUAAGGAUGGACCAGCUGAUGGCAAUAACGCAAGAGGAGACAGAGCAGCUACGCAGAAGGGAAGUGGCCUCUGCCAUGCAACAAAUGCUGGCUGAGAGCUACAAGAACAAGCUCAUCCACAUGACCUCCGAAUCUCGAAGGCAAGACCUCGUCAACCAGGCCUGCUCCAGCCUGGCAGAGAUGGAUCAGAAGUUCCAACAAAUCCUGGCUUGGCAACAGCUGGAUCAGAACAAGGCCACUAGUCAGAUCCUGGAGGAGAGUGAAAUGCAGAAAGCGGCCUUUGAAGCCCUUCAGGUGAAGAAGGAUCUCUUGCACCGGCAGAUCAGGAACCAGAUUAAGUUAAUAGAAACAGAGUUAUUGCAGCUGACACAGCUGGAGUUAAAGAGGCAAGAACUGGACACAGAGACACUGCAGGAGGUGAUCACAGAGCAACGCCGAGCCCUGAGCUACAUGCUGCAGCAGCUGCUCAAGGAGAAGAAGCAAAGGGAAGAGGAACUGCAACAAAUCCUGCUGGAGAUGGAGGCAAAAAGUGAAACGAAGCAGGAGAACUACUGGCUGAUCCAGUAUCAGCGCCUGCUGAACCAGAAACCUCUCUCACUGAAACUCCAGGAGGAGGGCUUGGAGAGGCAGCUGAUAAACCUGCUAAUCGAGCUGUCGGCUGAACAGUAUGUACCAAUCUUUGCCCAUCAUCGGCUGUCACUGGAAAUGCUCAGCACCAUGACCCUCAGCGACCUGGCAAAGAUUGGAAUCACAGAAACUGGCCUGCAGCGCGCGAUCCUCAGGCGAGCCCAGGAGAUCCUGGCUGUGGCUAAAACAAUCCCAGAGCUGCUGAAGAGCACUGAGACCAAGGGCCUUUCUGCCCCAGAGCCGAGCGCCCCCCCUGAAGAAAUCCUCCCUUCUGCACCCCAGCUGGAGCUGGACGAGAGGAAGUCUGAGUGCGUGGUCUGCAUGGAGCAGGAGGCCCAGAUGAUCUUCCUGAACUGUGGCCAUGUGUGCUGCUGCCAAACAUGCUGCGAGACCCUGCGCAUCUGCCCCCUCUGCCGCAAAGACAUCGUGCAGCGCAUCCGCAUCUUCCACAGCAGCUAGCCAGGGAGCAGCUGCUGGGCUCUUGGGGCUGGAGGUGCCAUCAGCUGGGAAGGCCUGCUGCCCGAGGCUCCUCGGAGGCCUGGGUGGGUGUCAGAUCUGCUCAUCCCCAUGCCACAGCGUAUCAACCACCCCUCCCAAUGUCACGUGUACACUUCGCACUGCUCAGAGCCUGUGACUGUGAGGCUGCUUUGGGGAGGACUGGAAUGUGCACUGUCCCCUCAUGUCCUGGGGGGGGGUAACUCCGGGGCUGAAUGUUCUCAUAUGCUCCUGUAGGCAUGUUUAGCCACACCCCUCUUCCCCCCACAGUAACCCCUGCAAUCGCCCCCUGUGCUAUGCAGAUGGAAGCAGAUGCUGCUGAGUGACUCAUGGUCUGUCUCAAGUCGGUGGAUUUCUGCCUCCCUUGCCUUGCCUGUCUGUGUGCUCCCAAGAUGCCUGGGGGGCUGCAAGCCCGUCCCCUCCCUGUCUAAUGUAUUUAUUUGCCUUCAGCAACAUGAUCACACUACACUGUUUCCUCCAAGCCAGAGGAGACUCGUUCAGUCAGUAGCUUCCUUUUGUGCUCUGAGUAGCUCCCUUUCUGCAUGGACCCGGGCACCUGGGAGACCAGAGCUCCUCCAUGGGGUGCUGUUGCUGGGAAAGGACAAGCACUUGGCAGCAAGCGUGGGAUUCUCUGGGAGCCCUAUCAGGCCCUCACACCCCGACUGCUCCAAGCCCUCACACUCCUGCACCGGAGGGAUCUGACCCUUAAGCAGCUGACCAUGCCGGGAGAACCAUGAUUGGCACCCCCGAUACACACACUUUAACCCAGCUCCCAUUGCAGGGGGAGGGCCCGUGGGUCUGCUGGCAAGGAGCUGUCUGUCAGGUUGGAUCUGCUAGCUAGACAUAGAGGGGGCUGGUUCUGAAUGUAAGUGUCUGCUCCAGUCUUGCACCUUGGACUGCAGGCUGAUAGCGCAGGUCAGGCAUGGACUGGGAGGGACCACUCCCGUCACUGGGUUUGGGGAGGGACAAACCAAGUAGCAUCCGUCAGCGAUGUGACUGGAGAACUUGCAGCUGACCCUGCAGGAUGGGGCCCACAGCUGCUCUGCACAGGUGGUCCCGCUGGAAUUGUGGGGCCAUUUGUCCAGCCCUGCCAGGUCCUGGCUGAAAAUAAAUGUGCAUCUCUGAGCUAAGGCUCUGAUUUCCUCGGGCCGCUGCUGCCGCCCUGAGCCAGCACUGUGGGGGAGAGCAGGGCACUCUUGCCAAAGCUACGGGUGGGAGCUAGCCAUGCAUGGGGUGAUGUUCUUGAGGGAGCUGUUGGCAGCUUUGCAUUGGGAGCAGGGCAUUUGGUUAAUUGCUUCUCCAUUUUAAUUAAUAAGUAACGAUUUCAGUAAGUCCCUGCUCUCUAGACCUUGACCUACAAGCUGAACCAGCCUGUCUCGUUCCUCCGGGCGCAGCUGGUUUGUGCUGGUGGCUGUUUACUCACGUUUUCUUAAGUGUGAGGGCAGUUGAAGGGUGACUCAGUGUUGGGUACUGGCCUUUUACCUCCAUGGGCCAAGGUUCAAAGCCUGUCCUGGAUCCCCAAUGGCAAUGGGACUGCUGGGAUUUCACUGGUUAUCCUCAUCUGUCUGCAUCAGCGAAGCCCAGCUCCUCAGAGCUGGUGGUGUUGGCUCACCUCCCUCCCAGAGACCAGCAGGGGGCACUGCGGGGCGGCGGCAGAGCUGGGGUGUGGGAAGGCCAUGGCAUAGGACUGGGAUAGGAGGCUGUAGGACUACGGUGCAGGUGGAGCUAGACCUGCUGAUGCCAGGCCUGGCUCUCCAGAGCAGCACUAGGCAGUUCCGUCACUGAUCUCCUCAGCAGCUGAGCUCUGGGAGGAAGGCUCUGGAACGUGGGACCCACUGGCUGCUUCUCUGGCCCCGGCCCCAUGACUGGUGAUGGCAAAACAGUGGAAGGCUGAUGGGCCCAAGGCUGCGAGACGUGCCUUGGGGGAGCUGCAUGCUCUCUCUGUGCCAUGGUCAGGUGGCAUUACG
Molecule: messenger RNA, 6686 nt
Organism: Terrapene triunguis (Three-toed box turtle)
Lineage: Eukaryota; Metazoa; Chordata; Testudines; Emydidae
Gene: LRSAM1
Product: leucine rich repeat and sterile alpha motif containing 1
Exons: 26
Coding region: 2509-4683 (724 amino acids)
Molecular function (GO): protein binding
Source: RefSeq, a predicted model, not a curated record